AUGUCUGCACUUUACAAAGUCGUCACUCUCAUACUGCUCGGUGCGCUCAGCAAAGGCGAGCUUCCUGAGGAUGACUUCAGGAUAAUAAACCGCCAAGACCUGUUGGCGUCGGACAGCGAUAUCUUCGAAGAUAAGGAGACCAGGGCGUUCUCGCAGCUGCUGUUCGACGUGGCGCGGGACCAGGUCAUCGUUGGCGCUAGGGACACCUUAUAUCGGUUAUCGUUGCGCGGCCUGAAGCCGUUAGAGAGGUCUGCGUGGCCCGCGUCGCCGGAGAAGGCGAAGAUGUGCCAAGUAAAGGGCCAGACCGAAGAGGAUUGCCACAACUACGUCAAAGUGCUGCUCUCUUACGGGCACAGGCUGUUCGCGUGUGGCACGAACGCCUUCAGCCCCAUGUGCAGUUGGCGAGAGAUCGAGGAGAUAGGCAAAGUGUCGGAAUGGCUGCCCGGCGUGGUGCAUUGCCCCCACAACCCCCACUCCAACGUCACCGCGAUCCUGGCCAGCAGCGGCGAGUACUACGCCGGCACACCCACAGACUUCACGAGCUCCGACACGGCCAUAUCUCGGAGCCAAGGUGCCGCGCCGCGCGACACGGUCAUGCUGCGAACGCCCCAGUACGACCUGAACUGGCUCAACGAGCCUCAGUUCGUCGGCAGCUUCGAGGAUGACCACUUCGUCUACUUCGUGCUAAGGGAGAUCGCCGUCGAGUACAUGAAUUGUGGGACGGCUAUCUACUCGCGAAUCGCGCGCGUUUGCAAGAACGACUCUGGUGGUCACCGCGUGAUGAAGGAUAACUGGACUACAUUCCUGAAGGCGCGUCUUACGUGUUCCGUGCCAGGGGAAAUGCCCUUCCACUAUGACGAAGUUCAGAGCGUGGAAUACUUGCCCCAGGAAAAGAUCCUAGUAGCCGCUUUCACAACGCCAAAGAAUAGCAUAGCGGGCAGUGCGGUGUGCAUUUACAACAUGUCGGACAUCAACGCCGCCUUCGAGGGUCGUUUCAAGGUCCAGGACUCGCCCACCUCAAUAUGGCAGCCGCGGUCGCCGUCCAGAGAGGCCAGGGAGCACUUCCGAUGCAACACCGACUCCAGGGGCCACCAGACCAUCGAGUUCCAGCGGUACCAGCUGAUGCACGAGCCGGUGCAGCCGGUGUCCGGCGAGCCGGUGUACAGGGCGGCCCUGACGCGGUUCACGCACGUCACCGUCGACGUGGCCAGGGCGAAGCUCGGCAGCCAGCUGGUGCUGUUCGUGGCGACGCUGGACGGCGACGUGCUCAAGCUGUCCGUGCUGCCCCGCUUCGAGGGCGCCUGCCUGCUGGAGACCUGGAGGCUGAGGGACGGGAAGGCCUCCAUAGAUAUACGCACGAUGCAGUUCGUCAAGGACACGAUGUCGCUGUACAUCGGCGGCGAGCGCGCGGUGGUGCGUGUGGGCGCGGAGCGGUGCGCUCGCCACCGCAGCCGCGCCGCGUGCGUGGGCGCGGCGGACCCGCACUGCGGCUGGGACGAGGCGCGCGACACGUGCGUGCGCGCGGCGCAGCACGCGCACGCGCCUCACUUCGCCCAGUCCACCGCCAGCUGCCCGUCCGCGCGCGGCCCAGGGAAGGUGUGGUAUUGGACGAAGGUGCGUGGAGGGGCUAUUCUAAAUCUGUUAGCGUUCGCAGUGGACGGCGGCUGGUCGUCGUGGUCGGAGUGGGCGCAGUGCAUGCAGCACGGCACGCCGCUGGUCGCGUACGCGGACGAGAAGCCGGACAUGUGUAUGUGCCGCACGCGACGCUGCGACAACCCGCCGCCCUCCAACGGCGGACAGCCGUGCGAAGGCACGAGCAUAUCGGUGGCGAACUGCACGACGCACGGCGGCUGGUCCGCGUGGGCCGGCUGGUCGGAGUGCAGCGCGAGCUGCGGCAUCGCGGUGAAGUCGCGCCGGCGCGCGUGCUCCGCGCCCGAGCCGCGCCACGGCGGCCGCGUCUGCGUCGGCGUCGACUCGCAGGACCUCUACUGCUCCAACCUGCCGCCGUGCCCCGAUCCCGCCUUAGCGCCGGUAGACGGGGGCUGGAGCCAGUGGGGCGCUUGGUCCGCCUGUACCGGAACGGGCUGCGGCGCCAACUCUGGUACGAGGGAGAGGCGGCGCUCGUGCACCGAGCCGGCUCCUCGCCACGGCGGCGCCGAUUGUGAAGGGGCGCGUACCGAGAGGCAGCCCUGCGAUCUCAGGCCCUGCGAGGUCCGGAAGGCCACCGCUUGGUCGCCGUGGGUGCAGAUACCCAGCAAUACUUCGGAUGGCAGUUACGCUGAGAAACGUUUCAAAUUUUCAUGCAAAGCCCCUUCGCCGGAACAGUUAAAGCUGUCGCUCGCGCGCGAGGAGGAGCGCUACUGCAGCGCGCGCGGCGUCUGCAGCAGCACGCCGCCGGAGGAGGAGGAGGCGGGCUGGGAGGCGUGGGGCGCGUGGGGCGCCUGCUCCGCGGCCUGCGGCGGCGGGCAGCAGAAGCGCUCGCGACGCUGCAGGCGCCCGCCCUGCAGCGGCGCGGCGGACAUGCUGCGCGCCUGCAACACCCACGCCUGCACCGGCGAAUGGUCGUGCUGGAGCGAGUGGAGCGCCUGUAGCGGCGAUUGCUCCACGGGGGCCACUGGGCAUCGAACCCGUUCCAGGAUGUGCCUGUCGGCCGAGGGCUGCGCGGACGCGGGGGCUGCUUUGGAGCGACGCGUAUGCGUUAAUACUUGCCCAGAGUCGGAGAGCGGCUGGGGCGCGUGGGGCGCGUGGUCGGAGUGCUCGGGGGGCGAGCGCGUGCGGCGGCGCAGCUGCGAGGCGGGCGCGUGCGUCGGCGCGCAGCUGCAGGUGGCGCGCUGCGGCGACGCCGACCUCGACAACGAGCUGUAUGCAAUGCCCGCAUACAGUCAGAACGUGGAGAUGGCCUCCUUCGUUACUAUGUCGGGCAAUGAAUCGCUUAGCGUCGGUGCUAUUGUGGGCUGCGUGGUGGCCGCAUUCGUUAUGGGUUGCCUGGUGUGCCUGGCCGGUGUGAUAUACUGCCAGCGGCGCGGGGCUGGGCUGCCGUGGCGCAAGCAGCCCCGCGUUCCCUCCAGCCCACACUACAUCACCGCCAAGCAAAACAGCUACGUCACCGUUCCACUCAAGGAAGUUCCGCGUAAAGCGAAAAGGCAGCCGUCGUUCAGCGGCAUCGGCGGCUCCGGCGGCAUCCUGCUCUCGAAGAGCAACAACAUAUCAAACCCGAACAACCACAAUACAGCCGUCGCCACGCCGAAGCUCUACCCCAAAGCGAUCGCCAACGAAUACGACUCUAUGGGCACGCUGCGGCGACACUCCAACCAGCCCAACAACAAGGCCAACCUGGACAUAGAAGAGGACAAGUUCUAU
Messenger RNA from Iphiclides podalirius (scarce swallowtail), 3360 nucleotides. NCBI's taxonomy places the organism in Eukaryota, Metazoa, Arthropoda, Insecta, Lepidoptera, Papilionidae. The record is from the annotation of a GenBank genome assembly.